GCCUGAGCUUGGUCGGGAGGGUGCUAGCCCACGACCCAGUAAGGCGUCGAUGUCUCAAGUCCUUGGGCAGGAGAUAUGGAUACCUCCAAACACGCCUGAAGAGGCGAAGUCAGCCUCACACGCACGCGAUAGCUUUGCGAGCAGCAGUGGGCGGCUGUUGCGAUCGGGAAGCGUACAAUCCAACGUCGUGCAGCCGUCAGCCAGAGCGCGAGAGAAGCAGCGGGAGGCGCAGCCACAACUCAUUCGCCCUCGACCGUCCGCAGAUCUGACUGGCAGGCGGAACGACGACCGUCCCUCGGCGGCCCCCUCUCCAGGCUGGCCGCAGGUCACCUCCGACGGCCAGUAUCCAUUCUCCACGCUCCCGAGCGGCAGCGUAGACUAUUCCCCAUCGCCGACCGAGCGGAGAGGAAUCCCCAUCAGGGGCUCUUCUCGUGCCUCGUCUGUGCAUAAGGGCUCGCCAGAGAAUUUGCGACAUCCAUUGAAGUCGGCGAACAAGGGCUCUUGGACGUACGAUUACAGCGCUGUAUCACCGGGGAUCCCGGGAGCCAUUAGGUCGCUGGCCAGCAAGCGAUCGUUUACGGUCGAUGAUGACCGGUUGCUCAGGCCAGUCCGUGACGCGUACGAGGCAAGGCCGGAGAGACCCACAGGAUCGCGCUCCCUUCACUCGCAGCGAUCGAGACAAGACAUCGACUCGGAGUACGGCAUCGAGACGUCCGAGAGACACGAGGACAUUCGCCGCAAGGUCGAGGAGCUUGAAAAGAUGGAACAGAAUAUCCGACAUAGGGAGGAGGAUGAAGAAGGAGGAGAUGCCCGGACCAAGGAGGUUGAGGCUAGGCGUCUUCUUCAAGUCAGGGAGCAGCAGGUCAGGCAGCGAGAAAACGAGGCUAGAAAGCUGGAGAACGACGCGAGGGAGCUGGAGGCUCUUGCAAUGCAGAGAGAGGAUGAGGCGCGGAAGAAAGACGACGCAGCCAGACACAGGGAACGAGUGACCAAGCGCCGAGAGGACCAGUGUCGAGGGAAAGAAGAUGCGGUGAGGCGCAAGGCGGGAGAGGUGAGGCUGAAAGAAGAAGAGGUGAGAACCAAGGAGGAGGCGGUCAAGCAAAUGGACGAGGAGGUAAGACAUCGAGCCCAAGCGAUGAGCGUGAUCGAGGAGGAACUGCGCAAUCACCGGGAGGAGCUCGCCCUGAAGGAAGGUGACGCCAGUCACGGCGUAAGGAGUCAGACAUCCGCAGGAAAGAGGAGGAGCUCAAGGCCAAGGGGCUGGAACUACGGUCACUGAAGGAACAUGUUUAGAUGCGACUCGAUGAAGCCCAGCAAUUAGAAGCCGAUGAUCUUACAGAGAGGGCUUGAGAGCGUGAAGAGAUCAUCAAAGGUGGCAGCGAGGGGCCGAAGCACAAAAAGCGGGACACAUAAACUAGCAAACUGAAGAGAGGAUGCGACGAGAGGUCCAGGAAGAAGGGCGCGCUCGUGCUGAGGAGAGGGCGAGUUCAGGAAGCACAGCCGUGCAACCGUCAAGAUACAUUGUCCAUAAUGUCCAUUGAUGUUACUAGGCGCAACAUUUCAAGUCAUGUCCAUUUGGUACGCUCGACGUACUCUAUCAAACAUCUCCGUAUAUCUCCCUCUUUCUAAUUGCCAACCCGUGGUCAUAUUCGUCAACUCCGAUUGCUGUAGGAC
Messenger RNA from Fomitopsis serialis, 1674 nucleotides. RefSeq lists its product as uncharacterized. The transcript is spliced from 6 exons. Bases 50 to 1279 code for a protein of 409 amino acids. Lineage: Eukaryota; Fungi; Basidiomycota; Agaricomycetes; Polyporales; Fomitopsidaceae. The record is from RefSeq and is a predicted model, not a curated record.